UCACCUGGCAAAUCUUGUAGAAGAAGAACGAAAACGCCGAGUGGCAAAAGCAGACUCAAUGGCGCCAAAGCCAACCAAAAACCGAACUCCCCCUCCAGACCCACAUGGGAUGUUCGCAGGACUGGUCGUUUUCUUUGUCGAAAACGGUGUUCAGGCUCGCCGAUUACAGAUUUGGAAGCAGAAGCUGGUGCAAAUGGGGGCUGAAAUAGAAGAGCGCCUGUCCAAAAGGGUCACUAAUGUGUUUGCUAUGAACUCAGAGGCCCUUCUCAAACAAGUGGGCACUGAACGCUUGGCACGCUUUAAGGGAAGGGUUCUCCUUUAUCAAUGGCUGGAGGAUAGCUUGAGAUUAGGAGAAAAGGUCUCUGAGGAUUCGUACAGUCUAAAAGUGGACCCGGAAGGAGAUAACAGACCAGACAAAUCUUUAGUUCCUAAAGAAGCCAACGAAAACACUUCUGGCUAUGAAGAACCAUUGAAUAGCAAAAAGAUCAAACCCUCUCCUGAAGAUUCAAAAAAAACGAAUGCAGAAAGCAAAGAAGAUGCAAAGAGUAAUGCUCUAUAUGGGGAACCAAGUAUUCUCGGAGGUUCUGAUGAGUCACCCCAGAGUAUAAGCCCAGCAAAUACCUGUCCAAACAGCCCUGAUGCUUUGAAUAAGGACAUUGGAGCAUUGCAGGCAUCCUUGCUGUAUAGUCCUCCUGAUUUAAACAAGAAUAUAACCGAGAUAUUUGGAAAGCUUAUUGACAUAUAUCGAGCGUUGGGUGAUGACCGGAGGUCAUUUAGCUACCACAAGGCUAUCCUAGUUAUUGAGAAGUUGCCCUUCAAAAUUGAAAGUGCAAACCAGGUCAAAGACCUACCCUCGAUUGGAAAGUCAUUGCAAGAUCAUAUCCAGGAGAUAGUGACAACUGGAAAGUUAUCCAAGCUGGAGCACUUUGAAAGAGAUGAAAAGGUGUUGCAAAGGUUCUCAGUAGAACUAAAGUUUUACUAUCAUGUAGUGCUAAAGGCAGUCAUUUUACAAACUUUUGUUCAUCAAAAGAGUGGGGUACGAACAAUCAACUUAUUCGGCGAAGUUUGGGGGAUUGGUCCAGCCACUGCUCUUAAACUAUAUGAGAAAGGAUAUCGUACACUAGAUGAUCUGCAGAAUGAGGAAUUGUUAACGAAUUCACAAAGAAUUGGGUUGAAAUAUUUUCAAGAUAUCAAGCAUAGGAUUCCACGCCAUGAGGUUCAAGAGAUGGAGGAGCUUCUUCAGAAAGUUGGGGAGGAUAUUUUGCCUGGGGUAAUUAUCGUAUGUGGAGGAUCAUUUAGACGUGGAAAAGCUUCCUGUGGGGAUUUGGACAUUAUAAUUACACAUCCCGAUGGAAAGAGUCAUAACGGUUUUUUAUCAAAAUAUGUAAGUCGUUUAAAGGAUAUGAAGUUCUUGAGAGAGGAUUUGGUUUUCAGUACUCACAGUAAGGAGGGUACUGAUUCUGGUGUUGACACAUACUUCGGUCUUUGCACAUAUCCUGGACGUGAGCUGCGCCACCGCAUUGAUUUAAAGGUUUUCCCAAGGGACAUAUAUGCAUUUGGAUUAAUAGCUUGGACAGGGAAUGAUGUAUUAAAUAGGAGGUUGAGAUUGCUGGCAGAAUCUAAAGGAUUCCGGCUUGAUGAUACAGGGCUGUUUCCAGCUACUUACAGUACAGGCGGUAAACGGGGCACAAGAGCCACUGCAAGUUUGAAAUUUAACACAGAGAAGGAGGUGUUUGAUUUCCUGGGAUUUCCUUGGCUUGAAGCACAUGAAAGGAAUCUGUGAACUGUAAACAAUUUUGUAUGAGCUUGCUGUACGUAGGAGGAGCUCCCAGACUUCACAUUUUUGUUUCCUUGGAGAGAGAAAGUUGUGGCAUGUUUUCCCUGUGAUACAUUAUAUAAUGGAAUGGUAUGCUAGCCUUGUAAGCUAUGUAAUGCAAAGUGCAAACAAUGGGUCCAAGGACAUAGAGUGGUGUUUGUUAAAGUUGAGCUUGGGCUUUGAUUCCCACUUUCCA
Alnus glutinosa is the source of this 2012-nucleotide messenger RNA. RefSeq names its product DNA polymerase lambda. The record is from RefSeq and is a predicted model, not a curated record. Gene Ontology annotation, biological process: double-strand break repair via nonhomologous end joining. Gene Ontology annotation, cellular component: nucleus. NCBI's taxonomy places the organism in Eukaryota, Viridiplantae, Streptophyta, Magnoliopsida, Fagales, Betulaceae. The transcript has 14 exons. Gene Ontology annotation, molecular function: DNA binding; DNA-directed DNA polymerase activity. The coding region runs from base 59 to 1783 and encodes 574 amino acids.